Messenger RNA from Malaya genurostris, 1118 nucleotides. RefSeq names its product cleavage and polyadenylation specificity factor subunit 4 (gene Clp). The record is from RefSeq and is a predicted model, not a curated record. The transcript is spliced from 4 exons. Gene Ontology annotation, molecular function: RNA binding; zinc ion binding. Lineage: Eukaryota; Metazoa; Arthropoda; Insecta; Diptera; Culicidae. Bases 62 to 928 code for a protein of 288 amino acids.
UUACUUUAACCGUGUAGAGAUUGUGAUUUUGCUUUUUGAUUUUUUUCCCAAAUUGUUAAUCAUGGAUUAUCUGAUAUCUAACGUAGAAAAUGUAAUCUUCAAAAUAGAAAAGGACUUGAAUGAACAAUUUGGAGCUCUUCCUCUUCCUUUUCCCGGGAUGGACAAAUCAACAGCUGCUGUGUGCUUGUUUUUCAAUUCGACUGAUGGAACAGAAUGUGAAAAAGGAACUGGUUGCCCUUUUCGGCACAUCCGUGGUGACCGUACUAUCGUGUGUAAACACUGGCUUCGAGGCUUGUGUAAAAAAGGGGAUCAAUGUGAAUUUUUACAUGAAUAUGACAUGACCAAAAUGCCCGAGUGUUAUUUUUAUUCUCGUUUCAAUGCAUGUCAUAAUAAGGAAUGUCCGUUUCUUCAUAUCGAUCCGGAAAGUAAAAUUAAGGAUUGCCCAUGGUACGAUCGAGGCUUUUGUCGCCAUGGUCCUAAUUGUCGUCAUCGACACGUUAGACGAGUCUUGUGUAAUUUUUACUUAGCUGGAUUUUGCCCCGAAGGAUCUACAUGCAAGUUCAUGCAUCCAAGAUUUGAACUACCACCGCCACCGGAAACAAAAGAUCAACUUCCUAAGCGUCCUCCAACCUGCCACUAUUGCGGAGAGCUUGGUCAUAAAGCUUGUUACUGUCCAAAAAUGCCUAUAGAGCAACGAGAAGCAACGCUACGCAUGGAAGAAGCGCGAUACAGAACUCUAGGUUAUUUCAAAUAUCGUCCGAAUCUCGAAAAUUCAAGUUCCGAAGAUAUAAAUCAUACAACACAAAAAUCACCCGCAAGACCAUUAGAGGAAAUUACUUGCUUCAAAUGUGGAAAUAAGGGUCAUUAUGCGAAUAAAUGUACUAAAGGUCAUCUUGCAUUUCUGUCGAAUAAUGCGGUUCGGAAAUAAGUUAAUAGAUAAAACUCAAAAAAAGUCUUUUGCAUUACGUGUACUUGUUCACGAAGUGUAUAUAACCUUACAGAACCGUAGAAAUAGAUUCGCAUCAUCGAGAGCAAAAGAAAUGUAUUUUUAUACUCAUAUAUUUGACCCCGACUUUAUUAAUUUUGGUCGUUCUCUGGGGAGGUAAAAAGAGAAGAAA